AUGUCCGCCAUUGGGCUGCCAAACACUGACAACAGCCUCUGCUCGAGGCCGGCUCAUCGUCAACAAGAAUCUGGUGAGCUUGACAUCUUUGAGGCGGCGCUUUACUUUGCUGGUGGCGUUGACGGUGUUGGUCUCCCCGGAAGAAUUGGUCCUCAAGGAGCCAUGAGGGAAGACAGGGUGGGUUGGAGGGCAGAGAGGAAGAGUUUGGACGUACCAAGGAGCAUCAUACUUCCCCAAGAGUGCCAAAGGGUGGAGAACUACGACUCCAAAGAGAAGAAGGGUAAGCAACCAAGCUCCCCAGGUCGUAGGUUGGCUAGCUUUCUAAAAUCUAUAUUCCACCAAGCUGCUUCUAAGAAAAAAUCCAAGUCUCUCACCAGCAGUAAGUCAUUGAAGGAUGAAGAGGUAGAAGAUAGACAUGGAGGGAGGAGUAGGAGGAGGAGCAUUGGCCACUCCCAUAGCAUAAGAAGCAGUGACUCCAAGUCCAUUUUCUAUUCUGAAAGCAGUGGAUUCAGUACCCCUGCCCCUCACACCAACAUCGUUACAAAGUUGCAAAAGGAACAGAGCAGGAGCUUUAAGUCCAAUGGUCAGCCAAAGAUGGCAGCUUUCUGCCCACAAGGAGAGGUUUGGGAUGAUAAAAGGGUAGCAAGGGAGACUUGGAUAGCUGAGAGAGCUAGGUCCAGCUGUGGACUUUCUGGGAAAAGCAAGGUCUGUUCGGGUGGGAAGCCUGAUGUGGGUUGGAAUGAAGGGUGGUUGUUGGAGAACAGAUGGGUGUUGAAUGGAGAUGAAGAAGGGUUCUUCAAGAAGCAUGGUGAAUUGGAGGAGGAGUUUAGAAGAAAGGAGAAGGAGAGUAGGGAGGAAGAUGGAGGGGAGAGUGACUCCAGCUCUGAUCUGUUUGAGCUGAAGAACUAUGACUUCGAGGAAUUCUCAAGUGGACUGCCUGUUUAUGGGACCACAGAUAUGGAGAUACUUAAGAGAGGGGCUUCCAUUCACAAUGCUGCAUUUUAA
Messenger RNA from Elaeis guineensis (African oil palm), 1005 nucleotides. RefSeq names its product protein BIG GRAIN 1-like E. Gene Ontology annotation, biological process: auxin-activated signaling pathway. The record is from RefSeq and is a predicted model, not a curated record. Lineage: Eukaryota; Viridiplantae; Streptophyta; Magnoliopsida; Arecales; Arecaceae.